Molecule: messenger RNA, 2796 nt
Organism: Acanthosepion pharaonis
Lineage: Eukaryota; Metazoa; Mollusca; Cephalopoda; Sepiida; Sepiidae
Source: the annotation of a GenBank genome assembly
AUGGAUGAUGACAACACAUCCAAAAGCAAUCUCCCUCCCGGAAGGUUUAAAAAUAUUCGCCAAAAAUUUGAGAUGGGAAGUCCUCCACAAGAUGAAGAGAACAAUUAUGCAGUGAUAAACGAUAAGGAAAGUAAUAAUGAUAUUGUGGUGGCACCCAAACCUGUCCCUCGACAAGCACCAACACUUAAACAAAAGCCUAGCAUCAAAGGCCAAAAACCUCAUUUUGAUGAAAAAGGCACCCCACCUAUUAUUAUUCCACGGACUAAACGGGAUUCUUUUGUGAAGAAGGAGCAUUUGAACAAUUCUUCUGAUGAUUUGGGUACUGUUAAGAACCUGAACUCUGAUAUUGAAAGUAGUGAAAAUAAUGAGAGUUCUGCUGGCAGAACUCAUAGACGUGGACUUUCAGAUUGUUCAACUGGACAGCAUUCAUUUGAAGAUGAUGUCAAACCAGAGAUCUUCAGAAAUCAGAGAUGUUCUUCAGGGAAUAUAGAAUCUGAUUCUUCUGAUGGCUCUGGAGAUGGUGCUCUUGUUUCCAAGAGGCUAAGGGUUUUUCAAACACCCACACCCUCCAAGAAGCCUGAAAUAGCACCAAGGCCUGCUAGCAUGAUAGGGUUUACUUCAAGUCUUCCUCGGAAAAAAGUGGCAAGAAAUCUGUCAAUCAAAGAAACAAGCAGCUCUGCAUCUCCUUCCAAAAACAGGCCUCUCCACAAUGCUUCACCCACAUUUUUGAAGCUAUCUCAGGAUGACAACAUAUACAAAGAUAAGAAUAAAGAAAAAGAUAAUGCCGACAAUGAGGACAAGGUACCAAAACCACCGCCAAAGCCGCCAAACCUCCCUGUGGGUGCUCCACCUAAAAAGCCUCCUCGAACGUAUAAGCACGAUGAGUUUCUGAAAAAUAAAGACUCUACAGUUUUUAAGGAUAAUGAACUUUAUGAGAGUUCAGAAAACUUUAUAAAGAAGCCAAUCACAAAAGCUGAAGUGAAAGAGACUCCUAAAAGACCGCCCCGUCCCCCUCCACCUCGGCCUCCUAUCCCUCGAGAUGAUUUGGAUGCCUUGAAUGGUGUGGAAGUAUAUGUUGAUGAAGAGGGAUAUGCAGUACCCUACAAAUUUGUUGUUAAAGAUCCAAAUUUUAAUAUACAAUCUCACAAAGAGACAACUAAGCAGUUUGAUUUGCUUGAAAAGAUCCAAGAUUUGAAACGUCGUUUUGGUGAUCCUCAUGCCAAGACUAACAGCACAAGAAGCAGCCAUCAUGAACCAAAAUUAAGUCGAGGAAAAGUUAACUUGGUGAGGCAAAAAAUUAACCAAUCUUAUGCUAUGCUGCAGAAACAUACCAAGAAAUUACCUGAUGCUCCGUACCUUGAUGGUACACUUCCAGAUAUGGAGUCUGCUGAUGGUGACAGUUUAGUUGAUGAAUCAGAAAUAAAGAAACGGUUGGACUAUUGCAAUAGUGUUAAAGCAAGAACUAGUGAGCGCAUCAAGAAAUCCUUGCGGGUCCUUGAUAAAAUUUACCCCCAAUUGUUUGAAUAUGUUCUGAGUGUGGGUCUGAGGCUGAAUGUGGAACAGAAAACAUAUGAACCAUACAUCAUAUAUAAAUUUCCUGAAAUUGUUGACAGCAACUUAUCCAUCCCACAUUUCUGCUUUCCAGAUGCAGAAGUUUAUCAGCCUCAGGAAGGAAUGACUAGUGACACUUACUGUUUUGUUUUAACAAAUUUUGAUGGUGCUCGGGUAUAUGGUUACUGUCGAAGAAUAUGGCCAUUUGGACCAAGGCUUUUACCUGAGGUGAUAUGUAUUAUCAGCCCAAUAGAAGCAAUUAACAUGUAUAAUGCUUUAUUGAAUGAAAUGGAAGCAAGCCGGAUGAAAUCACCAGAAGCUAUGCAAGAGCUUAUGGCAUCUUCAUUUGGAAGGCCAUUGCCAAGUCCAGGCAAAGCUGUACAGAUAAGAACAAUGAAUUAUAUUGGUGAAGUCGACACAAUAGAGCUACGCCGGCCGAUGGAUUCCCGCCUGGAAGGGGUAAAUUUGGAUUGUUUAUUAUCCACUCUUGGUGUUGAAAAGUUGAUUUGGAUAUUUUCCACUUUGUUAGUGGAGAGAAGUGUGAUUUUAUGUGCAAGGAAUCUCAGCUUAUUGUGUUCAACCGUUCAUGCUUUGGUAGCAUUGCUCUAUCCCUUCCAGUGGCAACACACCUAUAUCCCUGUGCUGCCAUCAAAAAUGUUAGAAGUUGUCUGUUCACCCACACCCUACAUUGUUGGCGUUCUCUAUUCUUACUUACCAAAAAUUAAAAAUAUGCAAAUGGAAGAAGUUGUGAUUCUUGAUUUGGAUCGGAAGCAUUUUGUAUCAAAUAUUGGAGACGAGUCGAGCAUUUUACCCAAGAAAAUCCAGAAAGCUCUCAAAUCAGCAUUAGACAUAUGUCGCAAUGACUUUGACUCAGAUGGAUCCAAGAAUCUAAUGAUUUCUGAAGCAUUUAUUCGUCUUUUUGUGGAACUGGUGGGUCAUAUUGGAAAUCAUGUCACUACACAGCAGGAUGGGGAGAAAAUAUUUCAGCGGGAGCAGUUUAUACGAAGCGUUAAUUCCAAAAGCAUCCGUAAAUUUCUUGAAUGGUUCACAGAAACCCAGAUGUUUGAUGUGUUCAAGCACUCCUUGAUAGACAUUUCUGGUUCUUUGGAGUUAUUCUUGACACGAGUUUUUGAACACACAUCUGAUAAUUCAGGUGUGAAAAGCAACGUGAAAGACUUUGGUAAAAAGAUGCGCAACUUUGGAAAAGCAUUAAAAACCAAAUUUGCACCUGACAGUUCUUUGUAG